CUGCUGCCGCGGACGGGAGGCAGGCCGGUGUUUUUCCACAACUGAUGGUCACCCAUGUUGAGAGACAAAGGUCAGGAAAAAAAACUCAUAAACUAAAUUUACCGCCGCCGCUGUUAUUCAGCACCGAGCCGUCGCACAAUACAGAAGGGACACGAGCGUUUGAGAGGAAUUAAAGUAGAUAAACAUUAAAGCAUGGCCCAGAAGGAGAAACUUCAGUGUCUCAAAGACUUCCACAAAGACAUUCUGAAACCCUCCCCGGGAAAGAGCCCAGGCACGAGGCCGGAGGAUGAAGCAGAGGGGAAACACCCCCAAAGGGAAAAGUGGGCUAGCAAGCUUGACUUUCUUCUGUCAGUCGCCGGGGGCUUCGUUGGUUUAGGCAACGUCUGGCGGUUCCCGUACCUCUGCUACAAAAAUGGCGGAGGUGCUUUUCUCAUCCCAUACUUCAUCUUCUUGUUUGGUGGAGGACUGCCUGUAUUCUUCCUGGAGGUGGCACUUGGUCAGUUCACCUCUGAGGGAGGAAUCACCUGUUGGGAAAAACUUUGCCCCAUAUUUACAGGUAUCGGCUAUGCGUCCAUAGUGAUCGUUUCUCUGCUGAACAUCUACUACAUUGUGAUUCUGGCCUGGGGCUUGUACUACCUGUUCCAGUGCUUUCAGCCAGAGCUUCCCUGGGCAAGCUGCAACAACAAAUGGAACACAGAAAAUUGUGUGGAGGAUACCCUCCGCAAAAACAAGACACUCUGGGGGGCUGCAAACGCAACUAACUUCACUUCCCCCGUCACUGAGUUCUGGGAGCGAAAUGUUCUCAGCAUCUCAGAUGGUAUCGAGCAGGUGGGUCAUAUUAAGUGGGACCUGGCUCUGUGUCUGCUCGCUGUGUGGGUCAUCUGUUUCUUCUGCAUCUGGAAAGGUGUUAAGUCCACCGGGAAGGUUGUGUACGUCACAGCAACAUUCCCAUUUGUCAUGCUAAUUGUCCUGCUUGUACGGGGUGUCACUCUUCCUGGGGCAGCAGAGGGCAUCAAAUUUUAUCUGUACCCAAAUGUAACUCGCCUGGGAGACCCAGAGGUGUGGAUUGAUGCCGGGACACAGAUUUUCUUCUCUUACGCCAUCUGUCUUGGAGCCAUGACGUCACUGGGAAGCUACAACAAGUACAAAUACAACUGCUACAGGGACUGUUUGCUGCUGGGAGGCCUGAACAGCGCUACCAGUUUUGUGUCUGGCUUCGCAAUAUUUUCCGUCCUGGGCUUCAUGGCACAAGAGCAAGGGGUGGACAUAGCCGAUGUGGCAGAGUCAGGUCCUGGCUUGGCCUUCAUUGCUUACCCUAAAGCUGUGUCUAUGAUGCCACUUCCUACAUUUUGGGCAAUUCUUUUCUUCAUUAUGCUUCUGCUGUUGGGUCUCGACAGUCAGUUUGUCGAAGUGGAAGGGCAGAUCACAUCCCUAGUGGAUCUGUAUCCAUCCUUCCUAAGGAAGGGUUAUCGGCGUGAAAUCUUCAUAGCUAUAGUCUGUUUUGUGAGCUACCUGUUGGGACUUACCAUGGUCACCGAGGGUGGCAUGUAUGUGUUUCAACUCUUUGACUACUAUGCAGCCAGCGGCGUGUGCCUUUUAUGGGUUGCAUUCUUUGAAUGUAUUGCUGUAGCCUGGGUUUAUGGCGCUGAUAAUUUCUAUGAUGCAAUUGAAGAGAUGAUUGGUUACAGACCAAAUCCCUGGAUGAAGUGGAGCUGGACUGUAGUCACACCUUUUCUGUGUGUGGGAUGCUUUGUCUUCUCAUUGGUCAAGUACACGCCCUUGAGAUACAACAAAGUCUACGAGUACCCGGACUGGUCCAUUGGAGUCGGUUGGACCCUCGCCCUCACGUCCAUGAUCUGCAUACCGAUGGUGGUUGUGAUCAAAAUCAUUCAAUCAGAUGGACCCCUCAUAGAGAGGAUCAAAGCGGUGGCAGCACCCGUGAGGGGAGGAGCCAGUUCUUGUCCCCAAGACUACCAGCCUAAAUGCAAUGAGCUGGCGCAGCCGCUGGACCCCAACUGGAACGGAGGCUUGACGAAGCCCACCCACACCAUCGUAGAGACUAUGAUGUGAACGCUCUCUGUGAGAGGAUUCAAUGACCUGCUUUUCCAUUACAUAUAUAUGUGAUUCUAUAUGCAUAUAUUAAAAAUAUACUCUGUAACUUUUGACAUAGUCGUAGGACCAGGUUUACAUUGCUACGCAUCUGCACUAGGAGUCCUUGUUUUGUUUUUUUUGUUUUCUACAGAGAAAGUUAAAUUUUUCUGUCUGUAUUUUUAAUAUUUUUAUCAUAAUACUAUUAUAUUUACUAUUAUUGUCGCUGUUAAUAGACAGAGAACAGAUCGCAAACAGCAGUAUCCUGAACGUAGAACCAUGCCCGUUCUAUUUUUUUUAACUUCUAUCUUGUACAUAUCGAAAUCAAACUAAGCUGUGUAUAUUUGUAAGAGAAUCGAGAAUCAUGGGAAAAAAAAACAAAAACACAAAGGGCUCCGGAAACGUGAAUUGCGAAAAGUACAGAUUCGUGUACAAAGAUGUCAUCCUCCCCAAACGUGAAAUAGUCGUCUUUUUAGGGAUAGAAGUGGUCAUGCAUUAAUGUAGCUCUUUAAGUGUGUCCCGACAAACUGUUUAGACUGGAGAUGGUGCUGUCCCGAAGAACCGAGCCGUUAACACUGCUUGUUUUUAAUGCACUAUACCACUAAGGACACUACAUUCUCCAUACUGGUGCACCCACCAUUUAAAUGGAUAGUUUACGAAAGAAAGAACGAAAAAAAAUUGAAAUUCGUUCCAAACCUGUAUGACUUUCAUUUUUCUGCAAAACGGAUGAAGAAUGAUUUGGCAUUUUUGUCUAUACAACAAAAGUCAAAGGGGUCCAAAACAUUUAACCGAAUUAGUUCUUCUUUUUAAAUGCAUACUUGUUGAAAAGUUUUUAAUAAGGAAUAGCAUUAGCGUCUCCGUGUAAACUAUUAAAACGCACAUUUGUGAAAGUAGUAACGCCACGAGCUUGUUCAGUUCGUAAGUGCGUAGUGUUUCUUUACCAAGUGACAUCGCCAACUACUGGCCCGGAUGCAUGAUAACAGAUUUGUGGAUUUCAAGUUCCACAACGGAAGGUCUAACAGAACGUUGUUGUGAACUUUCCGGCGUCGCAAGAUUUCGGAAAAGCGCAGCACACUCAUUUUUAGCAGUCUCUUCCCCGUUGUUAAGAUGCGUUCACGGCGAUCGACGUUUGUAGCGGAGACGUUAGCCGCAACUUUCUAGUUUGCGAAGGACAUCCGCCGUGCUAUCCGUACGCCGCCCUCAUUGAUUCACAGUCACCAAACACAUUCUGAUUUUGGGAAGUCAGAACGUUAAGCUGCCUGCAAGAUCGAAAAUCCACGUAGAUUCAGGGUAGUUUCGUGCAUUUUGUAUCAAAUCUGUUUGUUUUUAUUUCCAAUCACAUUUGCCUUUUGUAUUCAAAAAUAUCACUGUAUUUGACUGUUCUGUCCAGCAAUUACCAAUAGAUCUCGUCCACAACUGUUAAUCGACAAAGAAAAGCUUGCUGCGAACUGUAAUGUGCAAUACUUUGUAGAACGAAAUGCAUUGUUUCUUCACCUGUCUUUCAGAAAGUUGGUACUUUGGAAGUGUGGAAUUGCGUAUUUUUAAGCUGUUGUAAUAUUUCAGAAACAAUGAAUAGGGGCCAAUUUAAGCUACCGUAAAUGGUAUGCUGCAUUAACACCAAAAACUCAAUGCAGAUCUACUUACUGUGACAAUUUAUACUUUUUUAAAAAUGAGAAAGUAAAGCUUAAUUUUAAGGAUUAUGCCAAUGUUUUGGAUUAAAUUUAUUGGAUUUAAUAUGAUUUCUUUUGACUUGGCCAAGUUAACACCGUAGCCAAUCGCAAAGGGAGAUGCUCAAUUUAACUCGACAACUUCUACUUUGGUACAUUUGGGAUGCUUCAUCACAGAAAAAAAAAAAAUGUAAAUGUUAAUGUUGAAAGAGGCACAAUUUUUAGCAAUACAGAGAUUAAUGUGCAGUCUCAGGGUGUGUUUUAAUAACAGAGACUGGUUUCCCGCUGUUGUGCGUCUCUUGAAACCCUUCCAGUUUUGAAGAACAGCUAAAGGGGGCGGUGUUUAUAAAUGUAAGAGAGAACCUUUUUAAAGUAAUGAUUAGAAAUGUUUAUUUUUUUAUUUCGAGGAUGUGUAAAAAAGCAAGUGUAUUGACAAAAGAAUUUACAUUACCCAAAAAAAAAAAAAAAAACCCUAGCAAAAAAGCAAGAAAACAAGAAAAAUGGAAAAAAAAAGUUUUUAUCUCUUAAUAAACAUUUAUCUUUUAAAAA
This is a messenger RNA of Puntigrus tetrazona (Sumatra barb), 4304 nucleotides long. It is a transcript of the gene slc6a6b, whose product is annotated as solute carrier family 6 member 6b. Gene Ontology annotation, biological process: neurotransmitter transport; taurine transmembrane transport; sodium ion transmembrane transport. NCBI's taxonomy places the organism in Eukaryota, Metazoa, Chordata, Actinopteri, Cypriniformes, Cyprinidae. Bases 193 to 2070 code for a protein of 625 amino acids. The transcript is spliced from 14 exons. Gene Ontology annotation, molecular function: taurine:sodium symporter activity. Gene Ontology annotation, cellular component: plasma membrane. The record is from RefSeq and is a predicted model, not a curated record.